AUGUCGGAGAAAAAGAUUCUCGUUCUUGGCAGCGGCAUGGUUGCAAAGCCAUGUGUCGACUACCUCCUUCGAGACAAAAAGAACAGUCUCACAGUCGCUUGUCGUACCCUCUCAACCGCGGAAAAUCUGGCUGAGGGGCGCCCCCGUGCCAAGGCGAUCGCCCUCGACGUCAAGUCGACCGACCUCGACCGUCACAUCGCCGAACACGACGUCGUAAUCUCGCUCGUUCCGUUUAUAUACCAUGUCGAUGCCAUAAGGUCGGCAAUCAAAGCCAAGAAACACGUAGUGACUACGAGCUACGUGUCCCCUGCUAUGCGUGAGCUUGACGACGCCGCAAAGGAGGCUGGCAUCACAGUCUUGAACGAGGUUGGCGUUGACCCUGGCGUCGAUCACUUGUACGCUAUCAAGACCAUUGGAGAGGUUCAUGACAAAGGAGGAAAGGUCAAGGAGUUCUACUCUUUCUGCGGCGGAAUCCCCGCCCCUGAAGCGGCCAAUGACAACCCUCUCCGAUUCAAGUUCUCCUGGUCUCCUCGUGGAGCCUUGCUAUCCCAGUAUAACUCGGCAACCUUCCUCCGCGAUGGAGAGGUGAUUGAGAUCUCCAACCAGGACCUGAUGGGCUCGGCCAAGCCGUAUCAUGUCUUGGAUGGAUACUCGUUUGUCGCCUAUCCAAACAGAAACUCGGUUCCCUUUCGUGAAGCCUACGGUAUACCAGAGGCUCACACCGUCAUCAGAGGGUCCCUUCGAUACGAAGGUAACCCUGCCAUGGUCAAGGCCCUUAUUGAUCUCGGAUGGAUCAGCUCGGAAGACAAGCCGUGGUUGAAGGAGGGGAUGACAUGGGCACAGAUUCAGCAAAAGGCAACCGGGGCUUCCUCGGCUGAAGAGAGUCAUCUCAUCGCCAAGGUCGACGAGCUUUGUAAUUUCUCUUCCGCAGAGGAGCGAGACAGGAUUCUGACUGGCCUUCGCUGGAUGGGCCUGUUCUCUGAUGAGGCUCCAACUGUGCAUGGCAACCUUCUUGAUACUCUUUCGGCACAGCUGGAGAAGCUGUGCAGCUUUAAGCGCGGCGAGCGUGACUUGGUGAUGCUCCAACACAAAUUUGUCGUUGAAUGGAAGGAUGGUACCCAGAACACCAUCACAUCCACUCUUGAGCUCUUUGGUGAUCCCAAUGGAGACUCAGCCAUGUCCAAGUCGGUUGGAGUCACGUGUGGGAUUGCUACGCAACUCCUUCUUGACGGACAUGCUCCUCUAAACAAGCCUGGUAUCUUGGCACCGUAUUCUCGUGAGAUUUGUGACUUGAUUCGGGUCAAAGUCGAGGAAGAGGGUAUAAAGUUGGUGGAACGGAUGGUUUAG
Fusarium keratoplasticum is the source of this 1347-nucleotide messenger RNA. RefSeq lists its product as uncharacterized. Gene Ontology annotation, molecular function: saccharopine dehydrogenase activity. Lineage: Eukaryota; Fungi; Ascomycota; Sordariomycetes; Hypocreales; Nectriaceae. The transcript is spliced from 5 exons. The record is from RefSeq and is a predicted model, not a curated record. Gene Ontology annotation, cellular component: cytoplasm. Bases 1 to 1347 code for a protein of 448 amino acids.